CGCGCGCCCCGCUGGUCCUGGGAGGCCGCGGCGCUCGUCCGACUCGGCGAGCACCACGCCCGGCGCGACCAGCCCGCCCAGGCGGCGUCGUACCUGCGCACCGCGGCGCUCGAGCUCGACGACGCGGCCGCGUGCGCGGCCAUGGCGCGCCUGCUCGUGCGCAAUCACGACGUCGUCGCCCCGGACGAGAGGCCCUACCUGCGGUGGUACCUGUUCAAGGCCGCCGCGAGCGGGUCCAGCGAGGCGGCCUUCUACCUCGGCGUCCUGGAGAUGGAGCUGGCGCGGCGCGGCGGGCCGGCGGCGGCGGCGGCGGCGGCGGCGGCAGACCACGAGAGGAUGGGCCGCGAGUGGCUGGCGAUCGCGAGCCAGGACAAGAGCCAGGACAUGGCGAGGCUGCUCGCUCUCUACAACGGGAGCGAUGUCCUCAAGGUCAAGGUUAGCGAUGCUAUACAGAAGCUUUGA
This is a messenger RNA of Thyridium curvatum, 462 nucleotides long. RefSeq lists its product as uncharacterized. The transcript has a single exon. NCBI's taxonomy places the organism in Eukaryota, Fungi, Ascomycota, Sordariomycetes, Thyridiales, Thyridiaceae. Gene Ontology annotation, molecular function: protein binding. The record is from RefSeq and is a predicted model, not a curated record. The annotation marks the transcript as partial.